AGUAGCAUGCGUUUGGCUCGAUAAAAUUAACUCAAAACACCACAAUGCACACAUAAGACGACAAAUGGAUACCAUUGUUUUGAAGAGAAACCGGAAGUUGUGUUAGGUUAUAAGUGCGAGCGAUGAAAUUCUGAUAAGUAACGGGUACCAGGGCAGUGUCAAAAGUUUUUUUUCUUUAAAGAAACAACUAAAUGUGAGUUUAAAAAGAGUUGAUAGAAGUGAUAGAAGACUUUAUAUCAUGAAUCGGAGUAGUUUGUGAUUCUUGCUGUGUAGACGUAAAAUUAUCGCUGAAUGGGACCAAGAACAAGGCGGACAUGAACUUCGGCGUCCCCGCUAACUCUCUGCUUCUUCUCCGUGCCUGCGAUGAGGGAGACUACGAAACGGCGAGGGGGAUCCUGGAACCCGGGACCACCAAAGAGUCCGGGCGGCAGAGCAGACUGCGCUCGGACGCGGGCUCUGAAUGCAACACGGCGGAUUUGUUGUUGUUGUCGGCGGUCCCGGUGGACGGUACGGACGAGGAGGGCAACACCGGCCUCCAGUUUGCAUCCGCGAGCGGUCAUGAAAACCUGGUUCGGUUUUUGCUUCGAAAGGGGGCCUCUGUGGACAGCCGCAAUAAUUACGGUUGGACGCCACUAAUGCAGGCUGCUAGAUUUGGUCAUCUGGCUGUCUCCCACAUCCUGUUGGAGAACGGGGCGGACAUCAAUGGACGUAACAGGCUCGGUGCGAGUGUCCUGACGCUGGCCGCGCGUGGCGGACACACGCAUGUCGUGAAGCUUCUCCUGGAGAGCGGCGCCUUUGUGGACGACUAUGAUCAUCUGGCCGUCGCUGCCGAAGUCGUCCCCAACAGCAAUAACAACAACAGCUGCAGCGGAGUGGGUUUCGGUGCCGGUGAAGGCUGCACAGGAAACGGUGUGCGGGAUUUUAUGGACAUCACAGCUCUGAUGGUGGCAGCUCAGCAUGGUCAUGAGGCCUCGGUGAGGCUGCUGCUCGAGUGGGGCUCCGACGUCAGUUUCGCACAAAAGACCACCGGCUGGGGGCCCCUAAUGGUGGCUACACUCAGCGGCAAGGUGGCUGUGGCUCAGCAGCUGGUGGAGCGUGGCGCCGACCCAGACCGAGUCAAUGUGUUGUCCAAGACUGCAUUUGAACUCGCCAUGCAGCUGAAAGAGCGAGAGAUCAAGGCCUACCUGGAUUCCAUCACCACUGUCCGACCACAGACUGAUGACGAAAGACGAAGACCAGACGUGUUCAGUGCCCUCAAACUGGGCAAUUCCCAGCUCGUCAAGGAGAUCCUGGAAGAAGACCCGACUCAAGUGAAUUCGUCCAAUCAGGAGGGCGCGUCGCCUCUCAUGAUCGCUGCAGUGAGCGGUCAGUUGGAAGUUGUGCAGCUGAUGGUGGAGAAGAAGGCUGAUGUGGACAAACAGGAUGGAGUUCACGGGUGGACGGCGUUGAUGCAGGCCACGUAUCACGGGAAUAAAGAUGUCGUCAAGUACCUACUGAGUCAGGGGGCUGACGUCAACCUUCGAGCAAAGAACGGCUAUACGGCAUUUGAUCUGGUUAUGCUGCUCAAUGACCCAGACACAGAGUUGGUGCGUCUGUUAGCAUCGGUGUGUAUGCAAGUGGACAAGGAGAGGUCCAAGCACCGUGGAAGGACAACGGCGGCUCAUUCUAAAAGCAGACAUACAACGCUCAACAACGCUCCCGUGCUGCCUGACGACAAAGGAGGCCUAAAGUCUUGGUGGAGUAGAAUGUCAAAUCGCUUCCGACGACUCAAGCUGACUCACACUCUGAGGCACGGACUUCUGUCCAACCGUCUCGCUCCGUUUCCCGAUGACUCAGAAACCUCGCUGGACGCGACUAUGAAGGCUGAUAUGAAACAUGCUGCUUCCUCCAACUCCAACGGGCCGCUGGUACCCAGUGGUACUCAAGGAGGAAGUGACAUCAGUGCGCUGUGGGCAGUCAAAAUCAAAGACACGGGUCUGUGUAGGACAUCAUCCGAAAAGGAGGAUAUGCUCAUCACCACAAUGCUUCGAAGUGGCGCCCCGCUGACCCGACUACCUAAUGACAAGCUCAAGGCAGUGAUCCCUCCCUUCCUGCCCCCGUCCAACUUCGAACCAUGGAACUCUGAUCGUUCACGCCGACUCAGCAACGGAAAGAGCGAGGCACCCCGGCUGCCGAUGCCUCCUCAGAGGAAGUUGAACAGCAGUGGCAACUCAGAUAUUACGUCGAUCAGUCGAGUGGUGAGCAGGUCCAUGAAGUUUCCCAGCAUUCCGAAGGGGCCCUCCUCCUCUUCUCCUUCCAGUUCUGGCCACUACCACUCCCCUCACUCCUCUGGGGGCUCCAAUGGAGUGGCGGGACUUAACAGGGACACACAUAACCGCUCAGGUGGCAGUGCAGACGGUGUUCUGGCACAAAUAGCCGCCCAAAGGAAGAGAGCUGCUGGUCUGAUUGAUGUCAACAAUCAAGCUCCAGAGAAGCUGAGCCCACCACCACUUCCUUCUGCAGCCGCCAGUCUGCCACUUCCUGAUAUCAGCCUCCCUGACACCCACUCCCACCCGAGCCUGGUUGCAUCGGAUGUCCCCUCCAGAAGGAAGAUGGAUUUGAAGAGAAGACCCCAGUCAGGGAAUUCUUCCACUUCCAAGAGCACAUCACCCACUCUGACGCCAUCUCCUUCCCCGACGCCGAAGCCUCCUGGCGGGCCGGGAGACUCCUUGUCGUCAGCUUCUUCCCAUCCACGCUCCAAGAGCAGUGGCGGCUCUAGUAGUGGAACCAUCACAGAUGAAGAUGAGUUGUCAGGUAUCCUAAAGAAACUUUCUCUGGAGAAAUACCAGCCCAUAUUUGAAGAACAGGAGGUGGACAUGGAAGCGUUUCUGACUCUAACGGAUGGAGACCUGAGAGAGCUCGGCAUUAAAACAGACGGACCCAGACAACAGAUACUGGCAGCAAUAUCAGAGCUCAAUGCUGGGAAGGGUCGAGAAAGGCAGAUUCUUCAAGAAACUAUCCACAACUUCCAGUCGUCCUUUGGAAGCAGCGCCAGUAACCCGAGACCACCAGGAGAACCACGCUCGCCAACUAAUUGGUCGAGACAUCAGGUUCGUUCCUCCAGUAAGAGGUAACCAUGGAACUUAACAGUGGAGCACAUUUGCAGGAAGUAGAAGGUACUUAAAAUGAGACUCAAAAGCUGCAAUCUUAUGGACGGUGCCAGAGGACGUUACGGCAAGACAACCAAAAACUCAUUUUCAUACGUUUCUAUGUUGUCUUUAGUGCUUUUUUUUACGGACCCUAAGGUAUGGUAAGCAGCUGCUACAACAAAAAGUGACACUGAAUGUAGCACGUUUUUAAUCCAUUGCAAAAGCGACAACAACUUAUAAAGAGGCACAUCCAACUGUUUUAUGACUUUAUGUACUAUGUUCUUUAAUAACAGAUGAUUGCUAACAGAAAUAAACAAUGUGACAAUGCCAAAGCUUUACAUUUAGUCUUGUUUAGAUUACAGCUGAAACAUGAGCAGCCAUGUUUUCCAAACUGUCCCCAGCAUAUAUAAGUGUUGUGGUUCUGAAGAUGUCAUCUGUAAUUCCCCUGAAAACCUCACCACAUGGUGGCUGCAAUAAUAGGCUGUUGUAUUUGCAGGGAUGCAUAUGGAAAUGUACCCCAAAAUGAAUAUCACAUGCGGAAUGUUUAAAA
Doryrhamphus excisus (bluestripe pipefish) is the source of this 3678-nucleotide messenger RNA. It is a transcript of the gene anks6, whose product is annotated as ankyrin repeat and sterile alpha motif domain containing 6. The record is from RefSeq and is a predicted model, not a curated record. Gene Ontology annotation, molecular function: protein binding. Lineage: Eukaryota; Metazoa; Chordata; Actinopteri; Syngnathiformes; Syngnathidae.